Molecule: messenger RNA, 3084 nt
Organism: Gamsiella multidivaricata
Lineage: Eukaryota; Fungi; Mortierellomycota; Mortierellomycetes; Mortierellales; Mortierellaceae
Product: armadillo-type protein
Exons: 11
Coding region: 1-3084 (1027 amino acids)
Biological process (GO): tRNA re-export from nucleus
Cellular component (GO): nuclear pore; cytoplasm; nuclear matrix
Molecular function (GO): small GTPase binding; tRNA binding
Source: RefSeq, a predicted model, not a curated record
AUGGACCACAUCGAACAGGCCGUUGCUUGCGCGCUCAGCCCCACGGCGGACCUGGCCUUGAAGCAGCAGGCCACCCAAUACUGCGAACAGGUCAAGGCUUCUCCUGACGGAUGGCAAUCGUGCCUGGCAUUGUACAUUCGGGAGCCCAAGAGUACGCCAGAAACCCGGCUCUUUUGCCUACAGGUGGUGGAGGAAGUUCUUACGGCGAGGUCCAAUACACUGGACGAAUCACGACUGAACUACUUUCGACAGACAUUCAUGGAGUAUAUUCAGCGCGAAUUUGUGAACGGCGGCUUGGACAACACCUUGAGUUCAGAACCCUCAUAUCUCAAAAACAAAUUUGCGCAUGCUGUUGCGCUUCUAUUCCGCCAAACAUAUCUCAAAUCAUGGACUACGUUCUUUUCGGACAUGCUCGCUCUUAUUACCCCUCUGCCUCAGUCCUCAGGGAAAUCGAACAUGAAGAUGGUUGAUCUUUUUCUCAGGAUUUUGAUGUCUAUCGACGAGGAAGUUGUCAACACUCUCACCUCUCGCAUCAGCUCAAGGGAAGAAAACACUUUGAACAUCAACAUCAAAGACCGCAUGAGAGAGCAGGAUAUCCCCACCCUCGCCAACGCCUGGUAUGAAUUGCUGACGGAAUACAAGGAACGCAGUCUGGAUUUUGCAGAGAUGCUGCUUCGUAUUGUUGGAGUUUAUGUCGCUUGGAUCGAUAUCUCUCUUAUAGUCAAUGAGCGAUUUGUCUCUCUGAUCUACAGCUUCCUAUUGACCACAUCGAUCCGAAACGCAGCGGCAGAUUGCUUGACGGAUAUUGUAAAGAAGGGAAUGAAACCUCUGGACAAGCUGCAACUUAUCAGCAUUCUUGGGAUCGUGGAUGUAUUGCAGCAGAUCGACCUUUCUUCAGAUUCCGAUUUCCGUGAGAGGGUUGCUAGGUUGGUCAAUAACCUCGGCCUUCAGCUGUGCCAGAUUUGGCAGGAUACUAACCCUCAGGCCAGCUCAAAUUACCCUCCCACCGCCAACCCUACCGCCUACACCCAUAUUUCACACCUCGUGCCCAUCCUCCUUCAGUUCUUGAAAGAUGAAGACGACAACGUGUCCGAGGCUGUCUUUGGAUUCUUGCGCGAGACCCUCAACAUUUUCAAAACAAUCAAAAAGGCGACCGGAUCCCUACCCCAGGAACAGAAAGUACUCAUGCGUCAGAUCUUGGAGUCGAUCGUAUUGAAGAUGAAGUAUGGGGAGGACAUGGAGUGGGUCUGUGUUGCCAUUGCGGGAGGCUCAGAAUCGGUUGGCACGAUCGGCGAAGACUCCAUUGAUGAUGAGGAGAUGCUCAACUUCUUGGAGCUUCGUCGGGAAUUGAAACGAUUCUAUGACCAGAUUGCAACGCUCUCAGCCAGUUUAACGACAAACUUUCUGCACUCUGCCGUUACUACCACACUUACGACAUUUGUGAAUGAGAAAGCAGCAGGCUCCGCGGGAUCAUCAGAUUGGAGGGACUUGGAGCUCGCCCUUUACUUACUCUACCUUUAUGGAGAGGCCAUCAAGGGCGUUCCCCAGUUCGCAGUUGUUUCCCCGACACCUUUGACUCCCUUAGGAGAAUGUCUUUUCGAGAUGUGCAAGAGUGGUGUUUCAGCGUAUCCCCAUCCUUCUGUCUCCGCAAACUUUUUCGAGAUCGCUUGCCGCUACUCCAAUUUCUUCGAGAUCCGCCCAGAUUGUAUCCCUGAUGUACUGGAGGCAUUUGUCGACGCUCGCGGACUUCACCAUCCCAUCUCUGCCAACCGCACCCGUGCCUGGUAUCUGUUCUGGCGCUUCACCAAAGAUCUUAAGUUCAAGCUGUCGCCCUAUGUACAGACGGUCUUGACUAGUAUUCAGGAUGUCUUGACCGUUGAGGCGUCGCUUCCUCCGAUGUUGUCGCCUGGUUUUGAUUUAUCGACGUACAAGGAUCAGGUUUUUGAGACCAAGAUUUAUCUUUUUGAGGCUGUUGGACUUUUGAUCUCUCAAGACUCUAUACCCGCUCAGCAACAGUUUGAGUAUCUAUCCGUGGUUGUCAACCCAUUCCUGACCGUGAUCCAGAAGAGUUUGGAAGCACACCAGGACCUCGAGCUUGUUUGGACAUUGCAUCAUCGCUUGAUGGCUUUGGGAAGCAUCGCUAAAGGAUUUCCAGACGUCUUGAAUAUCAAGAAAGCAGCUCCAAACGCUCCUACAGCAGUAUCAGGAGGGCCAUGCGCACAAAUCUUCAAGCAGGUGGCCGAGAUUACGCUCGUGGCAUUGGAGACACUUUCAAGGUUCGAGGUGAUCCGAUCUGCAGCGCGGUUUACGUUUGGUCGAUUGAUCAACUGCCUAGGCCAAGACGUACAGCCCUAUUUGCCCACCCUGAUUACGGGCCUGUUGCAGGAAUGUUCGGUCAUGGAGCUGGUUGAGUUUUUGCCAUUCAUGGGUCAGGUCGCGCACAAAUUUAAGGCGACAAUCAUGUCGAUUUUGAAUGGACUCUUGUUCCCGUUAGUACAAAAAGUGUUCUUUUUCCUGAACCAGGUCCCCAGCGGCACUGAUGAGGCUAUGGCGUUGGUUGAGCUGCGUAAGAGCUAUUUGGCUUUCUUGAUGGGCUUAUUCUCGUCAGAACUUGAAAAUGUCCUUAUCACAGCAGGAAAUGGGCAGCACCUCAGCUUGAUUCUUCAAAGCGUUCUUCACUAUGCACAGGACAUGUCAGAUGUCCCUGUUAGCAGGAUGGCCUUUGGCAUUUUACUCAAGGCUGUCAACACUUGGGGAAGUCAGAGCGAAAAGCUGGAGGCUCCAGGGUUCUAUCAAUUCAUGUACGAGCACAUUCUCAGGGUUACGUUCGAGGUGCCUAUGAAGCCAAACUUUGAUCUCCAGGAUGGACAGUCUAUGCUGGUACUCGGAGAGAUUGCAGGAUUGCAGAAGGCGAUGGUGAUGAAGCAGGGAGAUGUAUUCUUGACGUAUUUGAGCCAAGUGUAUCUGCCCUCGAUCAACUGCCCUACGGAACUGGCACAAGAGUACAUUCAGGCACUGCAGCAAUUGGACGCUAAGAACUUUAAGAAGUAUUUCCAGGUAAGAAGGUCCGAUUGCGUGCAGUGA